Cornus florida is the source of this 656-nucleotide messenger RNA. RefSeq names its product small ribosomal subunit protein uS14-like. The transcript has 3 exons. The record is from RefSeq and is a predicted model, not a curated record. Gene Ontology annotation, biological process: translation. NCBI's taxonomy places the organism in Eukaryota, Viridiplantae, Streptophyta, Magnoliopsida, Cornales, Cornaceae. Gene Ontology annotation, cellular component: cytosolic small ribosomal subunit; ribosome. The coding region runs from base 98 to 268 and encodes 56 amino acids. Gene Ontology annotation, molecular function: zinc ion binding; structural constituent of ribosome.
AAUACCAAAACUUACCCUAAUUUGUAUUUUUCUAAAGCCAUUGCGAUUUCUCCGGCCAUUGUAGCUUUGCCGUUUCGAUUGGGUUGAGCACCAAAAGAUGGGGCACUCGAACGUAUGGAAUUCACAUCCCAAGAACUACGGUCCUGGAUCUCGAACCUGCCGUGUCUGUGGGAAUCCUCAUGGGUUGAUCCGAAAGUACGGCCUUAUGUGCUGCAGACAGUGCUUCCACAGUAACGCCAAGGCGAUUGGCUUCAUUAAGUAUCGCUAGGGAAUUUAUGCUGGCCAUUCCACAAGAGAAGAGGUUUUGAAUUUCUACAAUUAAAGGAACUUCAUGACUCUUCUUGUUCUGUCUUUGUAGACAACCAAUAUUAGCUUUACAUUGAACUACAACUUAUUGGGUGGCUUAAAAUUUGCUAUCCUCACUUAUUUUGAAAUCACAUGCUCCUGCUUUUCUAAUUGGUCUUGUUAUCACUUCUUGUAAUCAACACAAUGCUUCCAGAAGCUCAUGUUGUGUAGACACCAUUGUUAGUGGUGGCUGCCCCGGUAGGAAAACUGAAGGCAAUUGUCCAACAACUGCAGCCUAGUUUGUGGCAUUGGUUGCUAAUUUGUAAUAUCAGUUUAAAAGCUUAUUGACAAUCUUCCCUUCCUCGUACAAA